AACCACUGUGACCGGAACUCAGGGACACUCGGUCUCCUUACAUCCUGGGAUCCCAGUCGGACCGGACAUUACUGAGGUUGAGUGGAGUCGGGUAUGGCCCAGAAACAGGAUUGUGAAGUACUCGAAUGGGAACAUUGACUACAGUAGUAAUGAGCUGUACAAGAACAGGAUAACCUUUCAUUCUGGGAACAUCAGUCUGGAAAUCCAUGAUCUACGGAGAAAUGACUCUGGUGAAUAUAUUGGGAUUUUUACAGCUGCAAGUUCAGGAGAUGAAAGUAAUACAACAGUGCGACUGGAGGUGUACGAGCCUGUGUCAGGAGCAAACAUCAUGGUUCAGAACAUCACCGGGACCUGUAGCCUCACCCUGACCUGUUCCGUGGCCUCUGGCAACCCCAUCAGCUUCAGUUUGUGGAGAGGAGGAGAAGUUACAGGAGACAACAACAGCCAUCACUUCUGGAGACACGAAGAGACGAUACAGGUUCAUUGCACAGCAGAGAUGGAGGAUGUGGUGUACGGGUGUAAGGCCAGCAACCCCAUCAGUGAGGACACCGCACAGGUCCGGCUGGGGAACGUCUGUAAUCUGGACACAUGUACUUCUAAACCAACAGCGGUGCCGAUUGCAGUGACCCUGGUGUUCAGAUUGUCAGUGGUGCUGACCCUCCUGAUCUCUGCUCUCACUGCGAUCCUCAUGGUCACACGGAGGAGAAGACCUGAGGGAAGGGAAGUAACUUCAGGGACUGAAGACCCACUGGAGACAGGCAUCAUUGACACAGACCUUCAGAAGAAUCGCAGUGUCUGGCAGCCCCCCAGGGAGAUUGACAGGAUUUUCGUGUUACUCAUAGUUUCACUUGAAAUGUCUAUCUUCUUCACAGUUGUUACAGAACUUCCAGGUUUGGGUCUUGUGAUCACUACACUAAAUAUCCAAAGCAAUCAACCAUACUUUUUUAGGGCUGCGCACAGUCUGGGCACAAAUGUACGCAACAAGUCCAGCUCCGUCAAUAUCGAGCAAGUUGCUGCUGGGGUAGUCCUGCAGUCAUUGAUGUUCUUAAUCUCCAGCAGUGACUUGCGGAUGGAAAAUAGACCUGGGACUGCGGUUCCCCCCACCACUGUGACCGGAACUCAGGGACACUCGGUCUCCUUACAUCCUGGGAUCCCAGUCGGACCGGACAUUCCUGAGGUUCAUUGGAUUCGGGUAUCGCCCAGAAUCAAGAUUGUGACGUACUCGAAUGGGAACAUCAUGUACUUCAGUUUCGAUCAGUACAAGAACAGGAUCACAUUCCAUCCCGGGAACCUCAGUCUGGAAAUCCAUGAUCUACGGAGAAAUGACUCUGGUGAUUAUGAGGUGAUUUUUACAAGACAUUCAGGACAUGAAAAUAAAACAAGAGUGCGACUGGAGGUGUACGAGCCUGUGUCAGGAGCAAACAUCAUGGUUCAGAACAUCACCGGGACCUGUAACCUCACCCUGACCUGCUCUGUGACCUCUGGCAACCCCACCAGUUUCAGUUGGUGGAGAAGGGGAGAUGUUACAGGAGACAACGGCAGCCAUCACUUCUGGAAACACGGAGAGACGAUACAGGUUCAUUGCACAGCAGAGAUGGAGGAUGUGGUGUACGGGUGUGAGGCCAGCAACCCCAUCAGUGAGGACACCGCACAGGUCCGGCUGGGGAACGUCUGUAAUCUGGACACAUGUACUUCUAAAACAACAGCAGUGACCCUGGUGUUCAGAUUGUCAGUGGUGCUGACCCUCCUGAUCUCUGCUCUCACUGCGAUCCUCAUGGUCACACGGAGGAGAAGACCUGAGGGAAGGGAAGUAACUUCAGGGACUGAAGAGCCCGUGUCAGGAGCAAACAUAACGGUUCAGAACAUCACCAGGACCUGUAACCUCAGCCUGACCUGCUCCGUGACCUCUGGCAACCACACCAGCUUCAGUUGGUGGAGAAGGGGAGAUGUUACAGGAGACAACAGCAGCCAUCACUUCUGGAAACACGGAGAGACGAUACAGGUUCAUUGCACAGCAGAGAUGGAGGAUGUGGUGUACGGGUGUGAGGCCAGCAACCCCAUCAGUAAGGACACCGCACAGGUCCGGCUGGGGAACGUCUGUAAUCUGGACACAUGUACUUCUAAACCAACAGCGGUGUCGAUUGCACUGACCCUGGUAAUUGUACUGUCAGUGGCGGGGACCCUCCUGAUCUUUGCUCUCACUGUGAUCCUCAGGGUCACACGGAGGAGAAGAGCUGAUGGAAGGGAAGGAACUUCAGGGACUGAAGACCAAGCGGAGACAGGCAUCAUUUACACAGAUCUUCAGUGGAUGCAGAAGAAUCGCAGUGUCGAGCAGCCCCCCAAGGGAAAUGACAGGUGUGCUGCUCCGGAGGUCGUUGCCGAGACUACCCCCACUGAGUACGCUGCGGUGAUGUACCGUGCCAGUCCCUCCCGUGGAUGGCCUGAGGACAGAGCCCCUGAACAACGUGGAGGGCCGUCCCUCGGAUUCCUCCUCCCACAACGGUUGCAUGAACAGCUGGCAUCAGAGAGAGGAGAGGUAGUGGAGAUCGAGCAGGACUGGGGUGAUCCCAGCCUCAUCUGCUCCAGAAAGUGCAGGUGUGGGGAAAAGAAACUGACCGAGAUUGAAGGGCAGGACACUGGGAAGGAUGACUCACUGCACGAUGAUCUCAAGGAUCCACAACAAGAAAAAUCCUGUUAA
Molecule: messenger RNA, 2698 nt
Organism: Hypanus sabinus (Atlantic stingray)
Lineage: Eukaryota; Metazoa; Chordata; Chondrichthyes; Myliobatiformes; Dasyatidae
Exons: 14
Coding region: 329-2698 (789 amino acids)
Source: RefSeq, a predicted model, not a curated record